This is a messenger RNA of Cyprinus carpio (common carp), 2418 nucleotides long. It is a transcript of the gene gpr39, whose product is annotated as G protein-coupled receptor 39. Gene Ontology annotation, cellular component: membrane. The record is from RefSeq and is a predicted model, not a curated record. Gene Ontology annotation, molecular function: G protein-coupled receptor activity. NCBI's taxonomy places the organism in Eukaryota, Metazoa, Chordata, Actinopteri, Cypriniformes, Cyprinidae. Gene Ontology annotation, biological process: G protein-coupled receptor signaling pathway.
ACAAUAUCAUUUUCUGUAGAGCAAAAAAAAAAAAAAAUGUUCACAAUAUCAACAUUCUUCAAAACAACAUCUUCUGUGUUCAAGAGAAGACAGAAACUCGUACAGGUUUGGAGCAACGAGGAAGAGUAAAGGAUGACAGAAUGAUCAUUUGUAGGUGAAUUUUCACUUUGAAACACUUUAACAUAUGUACUGUGGCUGUGACUUGUGUAAUCACACACAGCGCUUGAGGAUCAGGACACACCCUCGUAUCGUAAAGCAUCAUGUGACUAAUAGUUCCCACUCAAAUAGCGACGCUCAGCUCAGAUCACGGCAGUAUCUCGCGCCGCCUCCGCGUUCAUUUGUCAAACUCUAAUCAUUAACUCACAGCAGAGCUUUCCAACACGAGCGGAGGAAGAGUCGAGUCUAAAGCACAGACCAACACGACCGAGCCGAGGUGAGACGCUCCGAUCUUCAUUAUGAAGGAUUCAGGGCCUUUCUGUUUCAAGUGAGACGCUGUGAUUUUGUGCUUUGUGAGUUUGAUGAUUAAUGGUGGUGAUAACGGAGCAGAUAAGCAGGACUAAAGUCAAUAAGUCCACCAGAGAGACUGACAUCAUGGAGGAGAACGAGGAAGUGCAGAGAGACUGGAAAAAACUGGAGCCGAGUCUCGAGGUGAAGAUCUUCCUCACGGUGCUGUACAGCCUCAUCCUCGUCCUCGGGAUCCUGGGAAACAGCGUCACCAUCCGCGUGGCACAGGUGCUCCAGCGGAACGGAUACCUGCAGAAGAGCGUGACGUAUCACAUGCUGAGUCUGGCCUGCUCCGACCUGCUGGUGCUGUUGAUCGGGAUGCCUGUGGAGCUCUACAGCGCCAUCUGGUUCCCCUUCUCGUCCUCCUCCGGCGACGCCACCUGCAGGAUCUACAACUUCCUGUUCGAGGCCUGCAGCUACGCCACCGUCCUCAACAUCGCCUCGCUGAGCUUCGAGCGCUACCUGGCCAUCUGCCACCCGUUCCGCUAUAAAGCGCUGUCCGGCAGCCGCACCACGAAGCUGCUGCUGUCCGCCUGGAUCUGCUCGGCGCUCGUGGCCCUGCCGCUGCUCGUGGCCACAGGAACCGAGGGACACGUCCCCGAGGGCCGCCGGACGCCGGUGCAGAACCUCACCUUCUGCACCAACCUGAGCCAGCACUGGGUCAUGUACCGUACCAGCAUCUUCACAGCGUUCACGCUCUAUCUGCUCGUCCUGGGCGGCGUGGCCUUCAUGUGCAGAGCCAUGAUCGCUGUCCUCCGGGCCCCGAUGGGACCCAACGAAUCCGGUGCGAACGGAGCUGGACCCAAACACGAGAGCGCACGGCUGAAAGCGUCCCGCAAACAGACCAUCCUCUUCCUCGUGCUGAUCGUCUGCGCUCUGCUCGUGUGCUGGAUGCCAAAUCAGAUCCGCAGGCUGAUGACGGCGGCGGUGCCCAAGUCGGCGUGGACCGUGAGUUACCUGCGCAGCUACGUGAAGCUUAAUCCGGUGGCCGACAGCUUCUUCUACCUGAGCUCGGUGCUGAACCCGCUGCUGUAUAACCUGUCCUCGCGCCAGUUCCGCUCGGCGUUCCUGCAGACGCUCCUGUGCCGUCUGUCGCUGCAGCACGCUAACAGAAGAACGCUGGAGAGCAGCCUGGCCUCCAAGAGCUCCAGAAGCACCUCUCGACCCCUGCUGCGGCGAUCACUAGACCGCAUACGGAUGGUUAUCGGCGACAGAUCGACUCCUCCAUCGUCAGUAGAGAGACAAAACCCUCCGAACCCCACCGCUGACCCGCUGACCUCUGAACCACAGGAGGACGAGAUAAACCAACCUACUGCCCUGCCUAACACUAACUGAUGAACAAACCAGCAGGAGAAGACUAUAGACCACUAUAGACCACUGUAGACCACUGUAGACCACGACAGACUAUUUAAAUCCUACAUAUUAACUCAAGGGUUGUGCAGCAGGGAAUCUGUGAUAAAUCUGUUUGUGUCAACAUCACUGAUGACCGUCUGACAUUCAUUGCAUUUUAAUAAAGCACUAUUUACAGAAACCCUGUGAAGAAAAAACUGAGCAAACUGUGACCCUAAUGAAAUCAGAACAAACUCAGAACUAAAAUAUUAGUGAUGUCAAGGUUUUUUUUUUUUUACAGCUACUUGACUGUCAUUAGAGAAAGAAUAGAGCAGAGCCUAUCUGACCCAUGUUAACCAGCUAAAGUGAGGUGAGGACGCCCUCUGCUGAUGAACUGAAGAGUCUUAUAAGAGCUACUAUAACCUGAAAUACAGCAGGAACUCUCUCAGCUGGACACACAUGCCUUAAAGGGGUCAUAUGAUGUUGCUAAAAAGAACAUUAUUUGGUGUAAUGCAAUGUGUUUAUGUGGUUUAAGGUUCAAAAAACAUUAUUUUCCACAUGCUGUACAUUAUUGUUUCUCCUCUA